Molecule: messenger RNA, 1248 nt
Organism: Leptopilina heterotoma
Lineage: Eukaryota; Metazoa; Arthropoda; Insecta; Hymenoptera; Figitidae
Product: putative nuclease HARBI1
Exons: 3
Coding region: 213-1172 (319 amino acids)
Source: RefSeq, a predicted model, not a curated record
UGGAAGCAAUGGAAGGCAACUUAAACGAGAAUUUAUUUUUGAAUCCAACCGUUCUUAUGGGAAUUGUUGACAGUUUAAAUGAUGAUGAUGAAGUUGAAACAACAAGAAUUCUCCUUCAAGAUAAAAUAAGAGAGCAUCAUCCGAAAAUAUCAAAUUAUUUUGAGGAAGUAAUUCCUUCGUACUCAGAAUCAGACUUCAAAAGUCAUUUUUGAAUGACACCAACAACCUUCGCUAGAUUAGUGGAUAAUCUGUCUCCAUUAUUAACUCCCAGAAAUGAUGGAUCAAAUGUGUUAAGUCCUGGAAAACAAGUUUGCAUUGCUCUGUGGUAUUUUUGCAAUCAAGAUGAUUAUAGAUCAAUCGCUGAUCGUUUCGGGGUCUCUAUCAACACAUCUUGGAGAUGUACUAUAAAAGUGGCCAAAGUUUUAAAAGAACUAUCUGCUGAUUAUAUAAAGUGGCCUCAACGUGAAGAAUUGGUGCGAAUUGAAGAAAAAUUUAGGGAGAUGGCAGGAUUUCCAAAUACAGUUAGGGCUAUUGAUGGGACUCAUAUACAGAUAUCCGCUCCUCCAGAGAACGCUGUCAGUUAUAUAAACAGAAAAAAUGUUUACUCAUUGAAUGUGCAAGCAAUAUGCGAUUGCGACCUUAAAUUUACUGAUGUAUUUGCCGGAGUUUGCGGAAGUGUACACGACGCACGUCUUUGGACAAUGAGUGACAUUAGUGCUGCUAUGGUAGCAGAUCUAGCACGAUUUUGUCCAGGAGAAUAUUACAUUAUUGGUGAUAAGGCUUAUGGAAUUGAAUACUUUUUGAUGACUCCUUAUAAAGAUAAUGGACAUUUGACACCUACGCAAGUUCAUUUUAAUAACAUUCUUUCUAAAACGCGAAUGGUUAUAGAACGUGCGUUCGCCUUAUUAAAAGGUCGUUUUCGGCGACUUAAAUAUAUGUAUUUACAAAAAAUUAAGUAUGGAGCUCUCAUUAUUAUGGCUUGUUGUGUUCUCCACAAUAUAUGCCUUGAUUUACAUGAUGAUAUGAAUGAAGAAAUAUUAAGAAAAGAAAAUGUUGUAAACGAUGAUAUUGAAGAGUUUCAAGUUUUGAACAGAGUAAACGAUGCUGCCAUUCGACGCAAAAGGGAUGUUAUUGCAGAAAUGAUUAUGCAAGAACAUGCAAGAAGAAAUUAGACAAAUGAAAAUUAUUAUUUUCAUGCUUUUUUAUCAUAUCCUGACUUUUCUUUUGCGUUACACAUUUUUAUAAUUA